CGUUCAGCCAACGCAGUGCUGAAACCACCGGAAGUGAAUCCGCGUCUAGCGCGUUCGCAUCUCGCGCACCUCCAGGCUCCAGCUAUUUCCACGGACGCUACGGAGCAUCGCAUCCAAGAGUAUGUCGACUUCACGUUCUGGCACCUAGUCGUCUCGCGUAUUACGAAUCUACCAUCUGCUCCUUAUCCAGAGACGAGCUGGUCGGUUCUGCCUUUAUUCUCAGGCGGCAGAAUUGGUCUCUGUUCUGCUCGAUUCGAUCCGGUUCAAGUCGGUCUUCAAGGCUCGUCGCGUCAUGGAGGUGGAUUGCGGGAGUCUGACAGGGGCCGUAUCAACCGGGACAACCAUCAUGGGAGUGGCCUAUGACGGGGGCAUCGUGCUAGGAGCAGAUACUCGGGUUACCACAGGGACGUACAUCAGCAACAGAGCCUCGGAGAAGAUCACCGCACUCACGGACUUUGCCUACCUCUGCCGCUCGGGAUCUGCCGCCGACACGCAGACUGUCUCUACAUAUGCGCGAUACUACCUCACGCAACACCAGAUGGAGCUGGGCAAGCCCACGGAUGUGAAGACGGUGGCCAAUGUGGUGAAGCAGAUCAGCUACCACAACAAGAACAUGCUGUCGGCGGGCAUGAUAGUGGGCGGGUGGGACCAGUACGACGGGGCGUCCGUGUACGCGCUCCCCCAGGGCGGCACGCUGCUCAGGGCGCCCUUCGCCAUCGGGGGGUCGGGCUCCUCAUACCUCUUUGCCUUCUGCGACGCACACUUCAGAGAGGGCAUGAGCAAAGAGGAGGCUGAGGCGUUUGUGGUGAAGGCAGUAUCGCUGGCUAUGGCUCGCGAUGGGGCGAGUGGAGGAUGCGUGCGCACAGUAACGAUUGACAAGGACGGCGCCACCAAGAAGUUCCAUCCGGGUGACAAGCUCGAGCUGUUCUGGGACGAAAUCCCCGCUCAGGAGUCCUUUCUCAAGCCGCUCGUGCAGGCGUCGUAGUGCUGGGUGCAUGUAGAUACGUUGUGCAUCUAAAUUUGGUGCGGCAGUACAGUAUCUCUCCUCUAGUGUCGCUUGAUUGUAUGAUCAUGUCGCUGAUGUUAAGCUUGAAGCCUUGAACACAAAAUGCUGGAGCUUACAUGUGGAGCUUACAGUAUUCCCCAUGCACCAGAGUGUAGCU
Molecule: messenger RNA, 1163 nt
Organism: Closterium sp. NIES-67
Lineage: Eukaryota; Viridiplantae; Streptophyta; Zygnematophyceae; Desmidiales; Closteriaceae
Source: the annotation of a GenBank genome assembly